Molecule: messenger RNA, 629 nt
Organism: Lasiosphaeria miniovina
Lineage: Eukaryota; Fungi; Ascomycota; Sordariomycetes; Sordariales; Lasiosphaeriaceae
Exons: 1
Coding region: 143-382 (79 amino acids)
Source: RefSeq, a predicted model, not a curated record
GCAAGAUGGCCGAGCGGUCUAAGGCGCCACGUUAAGGAAUCCACCCUUAAUCUCAGUAUCCGUGGUCCGAAAGGGCGUGGGUUCGAAUCCCACUCUUGUCAAACACCUCUUUUUUUGUCGUUUUCUACUCUGUUUGUUACUCAUGCAAAUGAGAAUCAGCAGCCGCUUGUGCAUUCUUUUUGGUUUCUUUCCUUUCGCCUUAUCUCUCUUUUUGUCUCAUCUUAAUAUUUGGCCGAUGUUGAGACGAAAUCCAAGCUCAGCAGAACUCGGCUCGACCCCUCCGCGUAGGGACAUGAUUAAACCGCAGCUACAUGCAACUAUUCAUGUACAGCGAGGAAUUCGAACGCAUCAGCGCCAACUGAGUGGCCGGAUUGAGGGUUAGUGCGACCCAGACCCGACGCUACGCUAAUUCGUGUCGAGCUGAGCUUCUCGAAUCGGGGAAGCUUGCACUCCGAUGCACGUCGUUCACGUCCAACGAGUGAAACUACUGAUUGCGUUGUCUAAGUUCAGCUGGGAAUAUUUUUAAAUGCAGAACUGCAUGAGGGUAUUAGUGGCGGUAUCCCCGAAUAGUAGCUUUCUCCGGCGUGGCUUAUCCGUGUCUGGGUAGCUAUAGCGGUUGUUGGUUUAGU